Molecule: messenger RNA, 420 nt
Organism: Nilaparvata lugens (brown planthopper)
Lineage: Eukaryota; Metazoa; Arthropoda; Insecta; Hemiptera; Delphacidae
Exons: 1
Coding region: 1-420 (139 amino acids)
Source: RefSeq, a predicted model, not a curated record
AUGGUAUGUCAGUGGAAAUCUAUUAUUGAUGUCAUUGCCCACCCUCUUAGUGUGGUGUUGAAUGCAUGCCUUAGCAAAGGAUAUAUCCCCACAGCCUUAAAACUGGCUAGAACAGUGCCUAUCUUCAAGAAGGGUGACCCUACAGCCCUGAAAAGCUACAGGCCAAUUUCUAUUAUUCCCGCACUGGCCAAGAUCUUUGAAGCCUUUAUGAAGAUUCAACUAAUGGACCAUUUCGAGAGCAAUAACCUAUUUUCAAGUGUGCAGCAUGGUUUCAGGCGCAGUAAAUCAACAGUCACAGCUGUUUCCAAGCUGGUGGGUGACAUACUAGAUUUUUUUGAAGAGGGGGACUCAGUGGCGUUGGCUCUGGCAGACCUGAGUAAGGCGUUUGAGUUUGUCCCUCAUGAUAUUCUGCUGGAGUAA